Psylliodes chrysocephalus is the source of this 2043-nucleotide messenger RNA. The record is from the annotation of a GenBank genome assembly. Lineage: Eukaryota; Metazoa; Arthropoda; Insecta; Coleoptera; Chrysomelidae.
CAACUGUCAUAGAAAUAGGCGCCAUUGAAAAAUGAGUGUUUGUUGAUCGUUGUUUACUAAUUUAGCUUUUUAGUAAGAAUUUUCUAGAUAACUAACAAACUCAACAUAUUUGAUUAAUUUCGUGACGUUUUGCUCUCAAGUUGCGUAUUAUAUUUUUAUGCAGUAGAUUUCCAAGAAAAUUUAAUUAAUUUACAAGCAUGAAAAGACCAAACUUCAAAGUGGGUGAUAAAGUCUUCGCUAAAGUUAAGGGUUACCCCCCAUGGCCGGCUCACAUUGUCGCGGAGAAUGGUAAAAAAUUCAAUGUGGAAUUUUAUGGCACUGGAGAAACGGGAUCCAUUAAAAGUGAAGAUCUAUUCUACUAUUUAAAAAAUAAAGAGAAAUUUCAAAAACCUCUGAAACGUAAAGAUUACAUUGAUGCUUUUGAACAAAUUGAAGAGGCUGUCAAAGAAGAUGGAGGUGAUGGAGAUGAAUCACCAAACAGCAAUGACUCUAUCUCAAAUGAAUCAUUAAACUCUUCAUCUGCUAAUAAUAGUAUAGCAGAGAAGACUGAAAAGAAAACUGGAAUUAAAAGAAAAAGAUCUCUACCUCAGGAACCACCUGCUGAAACCAGUACCCCGAAAAAGAAAUCAGCACGACUGAGUAAAGUUAGUGAAGAUGUUCAAAAAUCUGAAAUCUCUGAAACAACUGAUGAACCAGAAAAAGUACAUAAAUCUGUGUCCCCUAAAAAAUCUCCUAAAAUAACAAAAUCGCCGAAAGUUGACAUAGAGAAGGAAAAAGUGGCAGAGGUUAAGGAAGAGACAAAACCUGAAGAAAAUGAUGAAAAUAAACCUAAAGAUGAUAAAAUCGCAGAAAAAGAAAGUGUUAAAGAUGAAACAACUGAAAUUGAAGAAACAUCAGAAGUAAUGGAAAAAGAGGAAGUGGAAGAAACACCAGUCGAAAAGCAAUAUAAAAUAGACUUAGUGACAGAAAAGAGCCUUAAAAAUAAUAUAAUUUACGCUGAACAUGUUAAAAAAUCUGAGAAGCUUUUCAAGGACAGGAAACCCGACCCAAGAGAGGAUGAUGCAAAUCAAGUUUUGCCAGUAAAAUUAUCAUCUGGUAAAAUGGGAGGAAUAAAGCUUCAUUUAACGUGGCCUCUAAAAUUCGACAAUGAAUAUGAUCGCGCUAUCUAUGACGAAACUGUGUCUAAAAGGGUCUUGGAUGCCAAACAGAAAAUUGAAGAAGGCACAGUGUCAUUAGAGGAUAUGGAAAAUAUUAUUCCUGAUAUUGAACUGUCUGCAGAAGGAGUAGACCAGAUGGUUGCCUUAAAACAGCUCGAGGAUAAAAAAGUGAGAGUAGCGCGACUGAAGUUAGAAGCUGAAUUAUUGAGACUUGAUGUGAAAAUUAAAAAUUGUUUAGGUUUGGAUAAAGCAGAUCCAAAAGAGGCUUUGGGUUAUUUGGAAGAAAUGUGUAACCUUGAAUUUGAUGACGUUGUACUUAAAAAACAUCUUCAUAUAGUUGAAAUGGUCAGGAGGUUGCGUAAAUAUGUUGGAAACACUAGAGAGUGGAAAAUGAACGAUGAAUCUUUGAAUGAAUUUACAAAGCAAGCAGAGAAAGUCAGGGAAAUGGCCGAGAAAGUCUACGGAAAAUUCAAGCAAGCUGUAAAAUUGCCAGAAAAUUGCUCAAGUUUCUUUGAAGGAUUUACAGACUUGGUUAAUCAAUUCAGAGCCGACUGUAAAGAAUUAGAACUGACUGAAUCCGAUAUUUUUGUAUUAAGUUCUGAACCCAGAUCUCGCCAAGCUUUUCUGAAUCGUCUAGAUGAAAAGGAAACUGAAAAGAACACAAAUGAUGCUUCCAACCCUGUGCAAGAAAAAUUAAUUGUAAAUGGGACUGCUGAGGUAUCUGAAGAAGCAAGUUAAACAUUUAAUUUGUAUAUAAUGAAAAGCCAGAUUUUGUUGAAGCACAUUUUCAGAUUAAUCAGUAUGGUGUAAAUACUUUUCUUUUAUUUUUUUUUGUCAUGACGUAUUGUGCUAAUUAUAUUUUUAUUAAUUACAUAAGUAAACCAUU